Soboliphyme baturini is the source of this 1167-nucleotide messenger RNA. The record is from the annotation of a GenBank genome assembly. NCBI's taxonomy places the organism in Eukaryota, Metazoa, Nematoda, Enoplea, Dioctophymatida, Soboliphymatidae.
AAUGAACAGUUCGACAUUGUUGUCGUCGGUGGGGGUAUCGUUGGUUGUGCCGCAGCGAGAGAACUUUCCAUCCGUCAUCCCAUCUUCAAAAUCGCGGUGGUUGACAAAGAGGAUAAACUUGCCUUUCAUCAAAGCUCUCGUAACAGUGGAGUGAUUCAUGCGGGCAUUUAUUAUGCUCCUGGAUCGUUAAAGGCGAAAUUAUGCGUUAGAGGAUCUGAACUUGCUUACAAAUACCUGGCUGAAAACAACAUUCCUUACAAACGAUGUGGGAAACUAAUCGUCGCCGUCGAGCCCGAAGAAGUUCCAAGACUCCACGACCUCUUUGAACGCGGUCAAAAGAACAACGUUCGAGACUUGAAAAUAAUCGAACAGGCCGAUAUAAUCCAGUACGAACCUCACUGCAGGGGCCUCAAGGCAAUUUGGUCCCCGCACACGGGAAUUGUCGACUGGGGCAGGGUGACGCAUUCAUUUGGCGAUGACGUUGUGAAAAGGGGAGGCAAGCUUUUCCUAAAUUUUAAAGUGCUUCGUGCCAAAUACGUCAUUACCUGUUGCGGACUUCAGUCGGACCGUGUUGCAGCGUUGACUGGCUGCUCGCCGAUCCCAAAAAUUGUUCCCUUCCGUGGCGAGUACUUGCUGCUGAAGCCGGAGAAACGCUAUCUCAUUCGUGGAAACAUUUACCCAGUUCCAAACCCCACCUUACCAUUCCUCGGGGUACACUUCACUCCUCGAAUGAACGGCGACGUGUGGCUUGGUCCGAAUGCGGUACUUGCAUACAAACGAGAAGGAUACAAGUACCGUGACAUCAGCAUUGCGGACUUGAUCGAUUCGCUGGCUUUCAGAGGUAUGCAGAAGCUGGCAUUCAAAUACUUGCAGUACGGCUUUUCCGAAAUGUACCGGGGCAUUUUCAUAAGUGCCCAGGUUAAACAGUUGCAGAGAUACGUACCAGAAUUGCAUCUUUCCGAUGUUAGCAGAGGUCCAGCCGGUGUCAGAGCUCAAGCCCUUGAUGCCUCCGGCAAGCUAGUAGAUGAUUUCAUCUUCGACUAUGGCAAAGGCGCUCUGAGCCAUCGAGUAUUACAUGUUCGCAAUGCUCCAUCUCCGGCGGCAACGUCCAGCUUGGCCAUCGCAGAGGCGAUCUGUGAGAAGGCGAAGGAACAGUUUCAGCUCUAG